Lecanosticta acicola is the source of this 1915-nucleotide messenger RNA. NCBI's taxonomy places the organism in Eukaryota, Fungi, Ascomycota, Dothideomycetes, Mycosphaerellales, Mycosphaerellaceae. The record is from the annotation of a GenBank genome assembly.
AUGUUCGAGAAGAUAUUCCACGAGAGCUCAGAUGGCGAGCGCGAUCACGAGAAAAAUGUGGACGUCCAGGUCGGCGCGGUGUACGACGGAGAGGAGCCGGUUGACUUUGCAGAGAAGAAAGACCUCAGGUCAGCCAAAGCACUCUCUCCGACUCAACUGUCCAAGGCUAAUCGAAUACGCCAUCAAGACGUGGACUUCACCAGAGACACAUCCAGAUGAUAGCCCUCGCUGGAACGAUUGGGACUGGAUUGUUCUUAAGUUCUGGCAAAGCUCUGGCGCAAGCUGGACCCCUUGGAGCCUGGCUCGGAUAUACCUUUGUUGGCAUGUUGGUGACAGCUCCCGUGUUCAGUAUAGCAGAGAUGAGCGCUUUGGUUCCUCUCAGUGGUGGCGUUAUCAGACAUGCGGAGUACUUUGUGGAUCCUGCUCUCGCUUUCGCCGAAGGCUGGAACUCAAUCUACAGCUACAUGGUGUCCCUUCCCGCUGAAAUUGUUGCUGCCGCGGUAGUGACCGAAUUCUGGGUCCACAUCAACAACGGCAUCUGGAUCACUGUUUUCGGCAUCUUGCUCGUACUGAGCAACAUCAUUCUCGUGCGCAUUUACGGCGAGCUAGAGUUCAUCGUGAGUUUCAAUUCAACCAAAACCGAAGACUUCCUCUAACUCGCAUUGCACAGUUCGCAACGCUGAAAAUCCUCCUAGUCGUUGGCGUCAGUAAGUGUUCCUACUCGGUUUUCGAACGAAUAAAGCUCACCCCGAGAUAGAUAUCAUGGCUCUCGUAGUUACUUGUGGAGGUGGGCCGGACCAUCACACCUACGGCUUCCAAUACUGGCGCAACCCUGGACCUUUCGUGCAAUAUCUUGGCAUCAACGGGGAUCUUGGCAGAUUUCUGGGUUUCUGGACAGUCUUCUCCAAUGCGGUAUAUGCCUACUCUGGAGUCCAAAACAUAAGUACCGCUGCAGCAGAAACAGAGUCGCCUAGGAGGAACAUUCCAAUGGCAGCAAAGCGCAUCUUCUGGAGGGUCGGCAUCUUCUACUCGCUUUCGAUCUUCAUGAUUGGUAUGAUCGUGCCGUCUAACGAUGAAAACCUCCUUCAAUCUUCGGGAACCGCAGCCCAAUCGCCCUUCGUGAUUGCAGCCACCAGAGCCGGGAUCAAAGUCGUGCCCUCCAUCAUCAAUGCUGUCGUCUUAACUUCCGCCUGGAGCGCUGGCAAUGCUGGUCUACUCAACAGUUCUCGUAUCCUCUAUGGCCUUGCGCAAGAUGGACGUGCUCCCAAGUUUUUCAAGCGGACAAGCCGACUUGGCAUACCCUGGGCUUCCGUCGCCUUCAUGAGCCUCUUCGUCUGUUUGGGCUACAUGUCGCUGCAGGACUCCGCCUCUACGGUCUUUUCUUGGCUGCAAGACCUUGUCUCCGUUGCUGCACUGAUCGACUGGAUGGUCAUCUGUGGUGUCUACCUGCGCUUUUACUAUGCGAUGAAAAAGCAGGGGAUCAGUCGUGAACGCCUGCCUUGGAAAGGAAUGUUCCAGCCAUACCUUGCUUGGAUAGGUCUCGUUGCAUUCGCCCUUCUUUUGUUGACUGGCGGCUAUACCACCUUUAUCCACGGACAGUGAGUCGUUCAGUCGUGUCCUUUCUUCAAACUACGCUAACACCUGAGUGUCAGCUGGUCAACUGAGACGUUCGUAUCAAGCUACAUCAACAUUCCAAUAAUCCUCACCUUGUACUUCGGCUACAAGCUUAUUCGGAAGACGAGAAUCGUGCCUUUGAUGGAGGUAAGUUGCUGCCGAUCACGAACGCACGACACGAUCUGACAUGCUAUGUUCGAAGGUUCCCAUCAUGAAAUAUCUCGACAUCUACGACCAAAAUCCGGAACCUCCGCUUCCGCCUGUCAUUGGAUGGAGGAGGUUUAAUAUCCUCUGGAGUUGA